This is a messenger RNA of Punica granatum (pomegranate), 1132 nucleotides long. NCBI's taxonomy places the organism in Eukaryota, Viridiplantae, Streptophyta, Magnoliopsida, Myrtales, Lythraceae. The record is from RefSeq and is a predicted model, not a curated record.
CUCUCCUCCCCGGGUUUUUCUCUUCUUCGUAAACCUCGAAGACGCGCGCUCACGCACUUCGUUUCGCUCUCCUGUUUCAUUCUCUCCGCUGUCCUUUCUCUCUCGCUCUCUGUCCCUGUGUCCCUCUCUCUUCUCUAGCAGCGGAGAUCUAUGGCGGAUCACGCCGGUGAGGCCGAGCCGUCUCUCAUGGAGAAGGUCUCCGAGAUGAUCCAUAACCACGACGGUUCUUCUUCGUCUGACUCUGACGAUGAUAAGCCCUCCGCUGUCGAUACCAUGAAAUCGAAAGUCUACAGGCUCUUCGGUCGUGAAAAGCCCGUCCACAAGGUCCUCGGCGGCGGCAAACCUGCUGAUAUUUUUCUCUGGAGGGACAAGAAAAUUUCAGGAACUGUGAUUGGUGCUGCCACUGCAAUAUGGAUUCUCUUUGAGCUGCUGGAGUACCAUUUGAUUGCUCUUGUUUGCCACAUAGCAAUUGUUGCACUCGCUGUUCUUUUCGUGUGGUCUAAUGCAACGAACUUUAUCCACAAGUCCGCACCCCACAUUCCGGAUGUUGUAAUUCCUGAGAAAUGUGUGCUGGAAGUGGUCUCUGCGCUAAGAUUUGAAAUUAAUAGGGGGUUAGCUAUCUUGAGGGAGAUAGCUUCCGGAAGAAAUGUGAAGCAGUUUCUUGCUGUUGUUGUGGGCUUGUGGGUCGUAUCUGUUGUGGGGAGCUGGUUCAACUUUGUUACCUUGUUCUACAUAAUUUUUGUCUUGCUGCACACUGUGCCGGUGUUGUACGAGAAAUUCGAGGACCAGGUUGAUGCCUUCGGUGAGAAGGCAAUGAUUGAGAUCAAGAAGCAGUAUGCAGUCUUUGACGAGAAGGUCUUGAGUAAAAUACCAAAAGGACCGUUGAAAGACAAGAAGAAAGAUUAGAGUCGCUCCCUUGGUAUGCACUUAGGCUUUUAAUCACCAGAGAGAGGGGAAAGGAAACUUUAGAUAUGUCCAAGUUCAAACACUCAUGCUACUUGGCACAAGGCAUGGAGCCGAGGCUUUUAUCUUAUUUAUGACCGUUGGAUGUUUGUCUUUCGCCGGUGCUCUCUUGCUAUGUAGUUCUCUCUACAAUGGAUAAAAUGUGAGUUUGGCUCGUGUAGUUGAUCAA